ACAAUAGUGUAAGUUGUAUAACACACAAAAUAAAACAUUUUCAUUACUCAUCCUUUACGAAUUUUUUUCUCAACAUUCACUAAUUAAGCAAAGCUCAAAGCUCUGCAACAAUGGCGCAUCCACUUUCCUUCUCACAAUCCCCAUUUCCACUUCCUUCUUCCUCUUCGAAAUUCCUCCGCCACAGCACCACCACUUUCUCAAUCAAACCCACACCCAUUUUGCCCCAUCUCAAAACACCCAAAAUUUUCACUUCAGUUUCCAAAAAACCCAAUUCCUUCACUAUCCGAAGAGCCGCUCAAGAAUCGAACUCAAACAACUCCUCAUCAGAAACCGAGCAAAACCCACUACCGGAAACUGAAACAGAAGCCGGAGAUCAAGGCGCCGGCGGGGAUGAGGUGUUGUCGGAUGUGGGGUCGGAGAUAAAGAAGCUGAUGAAGGAUAGAGAACAGAAAGAGCCGGAUUUUUGGAGUGGUGUGGCGGAGGAGAUAAGGGAAAUUGAAUGGCCAGCUUUUGGUAAGGUGUUGAGUACUACUGGGGUUGUAAUUGGGGUCAUUGCUGGGUCCAGUGUCGUUUUGCUAACUGUUAAUGCCGUUUUGGCUGAACUUUCCGAUCGAGUUUUCGCCGGAAAAGGUGUACAAGAUUUCUUUGGUUAAUUAUGAAGAUAAGGGUUCUUUCAGUUUAUUUAUUUUUCAGUGUUUUUUUCCUUUUUUUAAAAAAAAAUAAUUUUAAACAAUUUUUCCCUUUUGUUGUUACAAAUUUGGAUUGAGAAUACUGGAAUAUAUGAAAAGCUGAAAAAA
Solanum pennellii is the source of this 797-nucleotide messenger RNA. Its product is annotated as preprotein translocase subunit SECE1. The record is from RefSeq and is a predicted model, not a curated record. Gene Ontology annotation, cellular component: chloroplast thylakoid membrane. Bases 111 to 653 code for a protein of 180 amino acids. NCBI's taxonomy places the organism in Eukaryota, Viridiplantae, Streptophyta, Magnoliopsida, Solanales, Solanaceae. The transcript has a single exon.